AUGAGCGAGAGACAACGCGAGUUGUUUGACAAAGUCGAGAAUGCGUGCAGAGCGCUCGAGCUGGAUUCCAGGCAGAUUGGCGAGGAUGAAGCGUGGGCGAUCGCCGAGGCGCUCAAAGUGAACAGGACGCUGAACGGCUGGAGUACUCUGGAUGAAAAUCAGCUCGGCGACGCUGGAGCGCGCGCAAUUGCUGAGACACUCGAAGUCAACAUGACGCUGAACUGGCUCCAUCUGGGCCAAAAUCAGAUUGGCGAUGCUGGAGCGCGCGCGAUUGCCGAGACACUCAAAGUGAACACGACGCUGACUGAGCUACGUCUGUACGACAAUCAGAUUGGUGACGCCGGAGCGCAGGCAAUUGCUGAAGCACUCAACGUGAACACAACGCUGACUAAGCUCCUGGCGAUUGCAGAGGCACUCAAAGCAAACAAGAGGCUGUCUAAGCUCCGUCUGGACUCCAAUCAGAUUGGCGAUGGUGGAGCGAGCGCGAUUGCUGAGGCACUCAAAGUGAACAGGACGCUGACCGAAAUCUACUUGACUCAGAAUUACUUGACCGAGGUUGGAGUCUCUGCGCUCCGGCGAUCGGGCAAUACCACUUGCAAGCUGAAGGACGUGGACCGCCAGUGGACUGCUGUUCGCGCUCGGGAAUACACCGAGUCUCAACCUUCACUGAACAGCCAGCGGACUGCUGUUCGUGCUCGGAAAUACACCGAGUCUCAAACUUCAGUCACUCUUCCGACUGAAACUCUGCGAUUCCGCUCCGAGCUGGCUGCCAAAAACCUGGAGUUGGCUGCCAAAGACCAGAUGCUCGCUACCAAAGACCAGAUGCUCGCUGCCAAAGAACAGAUGCUCGCUGCCAAAGAUCAGAUGAUUGCUGUCAAAGAUCAGAUGAUUGCUGCCAAAGAUCAGGAGCUUCAACAACUGCGCUCCGAACUUGCUGUCGAGGGGUAUGAUGAUGAUUAUGAUGAUGAUUAUGAUGAUGACUAUGAUGAUGAUUAUGAUGAUGACUAUGAUGACAUCCCAAAGCAGGAACAUGUUGUUUGA
Capsaspora owczarzaki ATCC 30864 is the source of this 1041-nucleotide messenger RNA. RefSeq lists its product as hypothetical. Bases 1 to 1041 code for a protein of 346 amino acids. NCBI's taxonomy places the organism in Eukaryota, Filasterea, Ministeriida, Capsasporidae. Gene Ontology annotation, biological process: nucleocytoplasmic transport; activation of GTPase activity. Gene Ontology annotation, molecular function: small GTPase binding; GTPase activator activity. Gene Ontology annotation, cellular component: cytosol; nucleus; perinuclear region of cytoplasm. The transcript has 9 exons. The record is from RefSeq and is a predicted model, not a curated record.